Molecule: messenger RNA, 411 nt
Organism: Seminavis robusta
Lineage: Eukaryota; Bacillariophyta; Bacillariophyceae; Naviculales; Naviculaceae
Source: the annotation of a GenBank genome assembly
AUGGCACGAACCAAGCAAACCGCCCGCAAGUCCACUGGAGGAAAUGCUCCCCGCAAGCAGCUGGCCACCAAGGCUGCCCGCAAGAGUGCCCCUCAGCAAGGAGGCGUCAAGAAGCCCCGCCGUUACCGCCCUGGAACUGUUGCCCUCCGUGAGAUCCGUCGCUACCAGAAGAGUACUGACUUGUUGAUCCGCAAGCUUCCCUUCAAACGUCUUGUUCGUGAGAUUGAACAAGAACUCUUGUCUGAUCUUCGAUUCCAAGGAUCAUCGGUUCUGGCUCUUCAGGAGUCUGCCGAAGCCUACCUUGUUGGAUUGUUUGAGGAUACCAAUCUUUGCGCCAUCCAUGGCAAGCGUGUCACCAUCAUGCCCAAGGACAUCAAGCUUGCUCACCGCAUCCGGGGUGAACGGUCCUAA